Suillus subalutaceus is the source of this 1521-nucleotide messenger RNA. RefSeq names its product glycoside hydrolase family 30 protein. The transcript has 14 exons. Lineage: Eukaryota; Fungi; Basidiomycota; Agaricomycetes; Boletales; Suillaceae. The record is from RefSeq and is a predicted model, not a curated record. The coding region runs from base 1 to 1521 and encodes 506 amino acids. Gene Ontology annotation, molecular function: glucosylceramidase activity. Gene Ontology annotation, biological process: glucosylceramide catabolic process.
AUGCUGAGGUCCCUCCAAAUCUUUGGUUCCCUGGCGCUGCUGCAGGCAGUUGCGUCGCAGCAGAUUGGGGAUAUCUGGCAAACCACAUGGGAUAAGAACAUGCUAUUCACUUAUUUCCAGCCCACGCCGGACCCCAUUAACUUCGUUACUCCUGGCGCUAUCGGGAGCGCGGAUAUCGUUAUCGAUGAUUCCUCAGUAUAUCAAACCGUGUAUGGUUUCGGAGCAUCGUUGACCGAUUCUUCUGCUGAGUUUGUUCAUCAGGUACAGAAUCCUGGAAGUUAUUGGCAGCUCAUGGAUUAUUUAUUUAAUGCUACGGAUGGUGCUAACUCGGCCGGGCUCUCCUAUAUCCGCGUCCCACUCGGGGCCACAGACUUUUCUGCAAAUACCUACAGUUAUGACGACAUCAGUGGAGACACUUCGCUGAACGACUUUAACAUCGAUGCUGCACCAUUUGACGUUUUCUCGGUUCUUCAAGACAUUCUAUCUAUCAAUCAUAUAGCCAGGUUCCACAUCGUGCCUUGGUCGCCGCCUGGUUGGAUGAAGAGCGGGGGGACUAUGCACGGAGGUUCACUAAAUACUCGAUACAUUAACACGAUGGCAAACUACCUCUUGAAGAGCGUGCAGGCAUUCUCAGACAAAGGGGUUCCCAUUUACGCAAUCGGUAUCCAGAAUGAGCCGGAAAACAGCGACACCACAUACCCUACUUGCGACAUGCCGGUGGCAACUGAGGCACAGAUUGGGCUGGCUCUGCGCACGCUGUUGAACAAUGAUGGCUUUUCGGGUGUCAAGAUCAUUGGCUACGAACACAAUUGGGUGGACGCUGCCAACUACCCGGUCCAACUGAUGCAACAAGCCGGAAGUGCCUUCGAUGGGGUGUCUUUCCAUUGUUAUCAGGGUUCCGUCAGUGACCAGGCCUCGUUCACGUCUCAGUAUCCGAACAAGGAAGUGUACUUCACGGAGUGUUCGGGAACCCUUGGCAGUGACUGGUGGAGCGAUAUCAAGGUAUUCAUUAACAAUCUAUUUUGCGUCAGAGGAAAUGAACUGACCCCCUUCAUUGGCAGCAUCUCAUACGGCUCCUCCUCUGGAUUGAUGUGGAAUCUCGCACUCAAUGGAAGUGGCCAGCCAUCACUUCCAGGUACAGACAGCUGUGGUGGUGGAUGCCGUGGUGUAGUCCAAGUCAACAGCAAUGGGACCUGGAAUGUAAACCAAGAAUUUUACUCCAUGGCUCAAGCGUCCAAAGCCAUUCUUCCUUGCGACGUCGGCGGUCCAUGGGGCCAGCGAAUUGGCGUGAGCGUCGGUGGUUCGCUUGACUGGGCUCUUGUGGUCGGCGCCUACAAGACAGGCAGGGUCUUGUCGAGUGACUUGAACAGGUACAGCAUCGUCGUACUGAACUGGGAUGACAGCGCGUCCACCAGUGGGAAUCCUCAGUCUGUGAAAGCCACUAUCGAGUUUAGGGGUAUGCAGGCUUCAUACGCAUUUCCCGUCGGUGUCACCACCCUUUGGUGGUACGCUCCCAACUAG